CCCCAGCCCCGAGCCGCCCAGAGAGGCGGAGAUGGACAACGGGAUGAACUCUUCCAGCUCGCAGAUUCACUACGAAUACUACCUGGACUAUGUGGAUCUGGUGCCCGUGGACGAGAGGAAGCUCAGUGCCAACAAAUACUCCAUCGUCAUCGUCUUCUGGGUGAGCCUGGCGGCCUUCGUGGUGCUUCUCUUCCUCAUCCUGCUCUACAUGUCCUGGUCAGGCUCAGCCCCGCUCAAGAACUCCGGCUCCCGCCCCAAGUGCCUGUGGAGUCGCCUUCUCGACCAGCUUGUCCAGAGGCGGGCCGGCCCCUCCCUGGACAGGAGCCGCGUCCGCGGGUCUGAAGAGAGCAGCCGGAACUGCGAGCGGCCCCCGGCUGAGGGCAGCGGCUGUGCCCCUGCCGUACCCGCUCCCCCGGCCCCACCCUCCAGCCCCUUGGCCCGUGGCGAGAGCCUCCCGGUCUGAGACCCAAAGUCCGGAGCUCACCGGACUCACGGCGGGAAGGUUCCCCUGGAGCCCAGCUCGCUCAAUGGCCAGUCCGGUCGGUGGGCCUCCUUCCUGGAGCGCUAAGGUGACUUGGGCCAGCCUGUAGGUCCCGCCCCCGCCCCCCGCCCGGCCCCCCAAUCGUCCCAAACGCCAACAGGGGAUGCGG
Messenger RNA from Tachyglossus aculeatus (Australian echidna), 650 nucleotides. It is a transcript of the gene MRAP, whose product is annotated as melanocortin 2 receptor accessory protein. Lineage: Eukaryota; Metazoa; Chordata; Mammalia; Monotremata; Tachyglossidae. Gene Ontology annotation, cellular component: endoplasmic reticulum; plasma membrane. Gene Ontology annotation, molecular function: type 3 melanocortin receptor binding; type 5 melanocortin receptor binding; signaling receptor regulator activity. Bases 32 to 463 code for a protein of 143 amino acids. Gene Ontology annotation, biological process: protein localization to plasma membrane; regulation of adenylate cyclase-activating G protein-coupled receptor signaling pathway. The record is from RefSeq and is a predicted model, not a curated record. The transcript is spliced from 3 exons.